AUGGAGCGUAUAAACAGGGGCAUUGGCUCCUCACCCGGAUCCAAUAGUCUCGUCUCCCGAAUUCUGCAAGUGGCCCUCGGACUGUUCGUGACUACGCAAGACAUCCCUCCGCUUUCCGACAAUCAUCGACUCCUACCGUAUGAUUGCGCCUUUGAUACCGACUGUCGCUGGCAAAGCGUUGGAGGGUUUGUCGAUAAAUGGCGCAUCGCGAGGGGCGAGCCGGACAGUCUUCUCUGGUUAGCAGCGACGGGGACAAUGCAACUACCCAUCGAACCGUUCGUACUGGUCGAGCAACGCGGGCAAAAGGUAGAUUCCCUGAUGAGUGACGAAAUCGAAUGCCAGAACGGGACCGCGAAUUUUGCCUUCAAUUAUUGGGCAAUCGGAAAUGCCGAUUUGGAGAUUUGUCUUACGCACCUGGAUGGCACAAAAGAAACAUGGGCCACCAUCAGCCCGGAGCUCCGAACGACCACCAAACCGACAACCGAACCACCUACAACUUAUACCACCGCAGCAACGAGUGAACCGCCCGAAAAGAGUACCGCGGUGCCUGCACAGACGACGGAAAAGCCGUUUGAACUUUUGAUAAUCGGAAAUAAGACCGAGCCGCUGUUCGAUCGUCGCAUUGGCGUGAUUAUCAACGAUUCGGCGAAACUGCUGUGCGAUUUCAACGAGGAGUUCGCCUGCCAAUGGGGCGCAGAGGCCGGAAAAUGGGCCAUCGUCAGAGCAGCUGCGCUCGUCCUCCAGGGUUCGGCCAUGCUCACCUCCGAUCCGAUACGUUGCCAAAGUGGACCCGGGAAGCUUCUCUUCCGUUAUUGGAGUAACGGAGACGUUCUGCUACAGGCGUGUGCCCUUGGCUAUGGAGUGGAUAGCAAUCGAAUUGAUUGCGUUGACCAAUCCACAAAGACCGGCAUCGAUCCGACGUUGGCCGUAUUCGAUUUCCCGAAGUCUAUCAAAGAACCGUUCACGAUGAACCUCGUACCGCAGUGGCCACGCGGCGUCCAGAAUAAAUACUUGAUCAUUGAUGAGAUCGCCUACAUUGGCGAUUGUGUGCCGCCAUCCAUCACGAAAGCCACGAUUCUACUCCCCACCGGCGUCAUUAUGCCGCACGAGAAGCCCAUACCCGAAGCGGCGCGAAAAACGUUACGGCCGGUGGUCAAUGGAGUGACAUUGAGGCCUAUAAUGACGAGGUCAACCAUUCCAACGGCUACUUUCCCAAGCACCACGCCCGAUCCCGAGGUGGAUUAUGAAGAGUUUACGGAACUUCCAACGACCAACUCGGCUUCUGCGUCCACUUACCGUCCGAGAUCCACAAAAUAUACGAGGCCAGCGCCUGAUCGGCGAACCUUCCCCUGGCGCACCACAACUAUCCGUCCAGUGGUGCGACCGGAUGAAUAUAUCGAAAUCUCGUCCGGUAUGCCCGCUGGAAACUAUUGCUCGUUGCUAAACUGUAACUUUGAUGAGAACGCAUGUAACUACCUGAACCACGGCUUGACCAAGGUGCCAUGGACACUGAGGAACCGCGGAUAUGGAUUUCCGCUAAGUGCCUCAACCGACAUUCGACCAACGCACAGCAAUGGGCAAUUCGUGUCUGCCGUGCUGUUUCCCGGCGACAUAGCCAUACUCGAGUCACCACGGUUCAACGCGACACGGUCGCUGAAUGUUCUACUCUUUCAAUACUUCCGCCCUAGCCACAUGUCCACGAUUAGGCUCUGCUUGGGCAGUAGCUACACUGGUGUGAUGCGUACCGCUUCAGCCUUCUUACAAUGCCCCUCGAUCCUUCGGUCGGUAACGGCGCGAAACGCACAACGGUGGAACACGGUUCACGUACAGAUUCCACCCGGAACUACCAAUUUCUUCCUCGUGGCGCAGAAUAGUGGACGGGCAGAAGGCCGGGCGGCAAUCGGCAUCGACAACAUGAGGAUGGCCAUCUGCGAUGCCCGACAUUUGGCGGCCAGCGAGCUACACGAGAUGUUCGAUCCAUAUGACAUGGAUAUAGAU
Molecule: messenger RNA, 1998 nt
Organism: Mesorhabditis spiculigera
Lineage: Eukaryota; Metazoa; Nematoda; Chromadorea; Rhabditida; Rhabditidae
Source: the annotation of a GenBank genome assembly